AUGCCCUCCCUCCCCACCCUCCUCUUCCUCACAGCCCCAAUCUCAUACUUCACCCUCGAAUACCUCACCUCCCGCGCCACGGCUCAGCCCUACAGCUACAUCCGACAUCACACAAGUCUCCUUGCCUACCCCUACCCUUUCAAAGACAAAGACACACAUCUCCCCACCCGUUCUCCCCGAGCAUACUGGAUGAAAGCAAACUUCAUCCUCAACGGUCUCUUUCAUCUCACAGGUCAACUGCACUUUAUCAAUGGUCAAUUCCUCCUCACGCGGAAGAUCCUCGCAUGGAUGUAUUGCAUCGGCAUCACUCUCGUCGCCGUGGACUCUGGAGAUGCCAGUACGCCGAGGGGGGAGAAGAAGCAAUCUCCAUGGCAUGGUCUAGGGGCUGUUAUGGCGAUUCUCGCAGGGAAUUUAGGGAGUGUUUUAGCUGGGUUGGGGAGUGGAGAGGAAGGAGGGGUGUAUCGCGGGUUAAGCAUGGGAUUGGGAGGGGUGGGACUCGUGGGAGCGGUGCUUUCGGGGGUGUUUGUUGAUGGGAGGUGGAGGGGGAUGUGGCAGAGGAGUGCGAUUUAUCCCAUUGCGAUGUGGAUGGGUGUUACUGGGGUAACGUUGAUGGGGAGGAUCUAG
Messenger RNA from Ramularia collo-cygni, 624 nucleotides. RefSeq lists its product as uncharacterized. The coding region runs from base 1 to 624 and encodes 207 amino acids. The record is from RefSeq and is a predicted model, not a curated record. The transcript has a single exon. NCBI's taxonomy places the organism in Eukaryota, Fungi, Ascomycota, Dothideomycetes, Mycosphaerellales, Mycosphaerellaceae.